Messenger RNA from Haliotis rubra (blacklip abalone), 5039 nucleotides. RefSeq lists its product as uncharacterized. The record is from RefSeq and is a predicted model, not a curated record. The transcript has 2 exons. The coding region runs from base 3126 to 4154 and encodes 342 amino acids. Lineage: Eukaryota; Metazoa; Mollusca; Gastropoda; Lepetellida; Haliotidae.
CUAGUCACGAAGAUGGCAACAGAACAACUUACUACGCAUGCGUAAUCGUCCCGGAUAACAAUGACCCAGUGUCGACGGGGUAUAUACAGAAACGGAAGGCGGUGUCAGGUUCAGCAAUGUUAUCACUACACCAACGUGUUUUCUGAGAAACCGCUUGUAAGUUUAUGAUAAAAGAGCUCGUUGAUGAAAGGAAAAGGACAGUUCUGGAACAGGAGCCGAACGAGCCCCUCUUUUGAUUGGUCAAUGAGAGUCACGUGACCACAAUAGGCAUCUUAUAUUGCAUGUUGUGGUGCAAUACCGAAUCUAUGUUUAGCCAGGGAAAGACCCGAGCUAUAAAUAGGUCAGCGUCUCGCUGUGUGACUCGCCCUUGUGAUACAAGCCAAUACAUAGUAUACGUUUUGUAACCAGAACUGGCUAGCCGUGACCGGAUAUAGCCACAUGUUUUUUUUGUCUUUAUAUAAGAGGGUAUUCCCCCCAUACUCAUAUCAUUUCACUCUUGUGAGCGAAUCUAGACGGACGGUCCUGUCGUGUCUACACUCAAUCUUACGACGCUGUUCACAAGACAGGGAACUUUCUUAAAGAAUGGAGGAGAGGCAACGUGUUCUAGACUCUGUACAGUCCUGCAUGAACUUGAGACAUAGGCAACGGCCAAUAGCUGUCCAAAUGACCCGUCUGUGAACUUAAAACGUAUCAAUCUAUUAGCAAACAGGUUAUACAACAACUGCAAGAAUACAUCCACAUCACUGACUCACACAUGUGACAACUGUAACAAAUCUUUUACAAGCAAAAGGAAUCUUCUUCGACAUACACGAACCGUACAUGGAAAUGAGAAAAUAUCAUGUGCGCAGUGUGGACACUCGUUUUCUCGCAUGGAUAACUACAAAGCGCACACUUGUAAACCGAGAGGGAAGCGGUCGGCUGAGACUGAAGUAGGUCAUGCUCGGGUUAAGCGUGUCUGCCUUCAACCACUAAACUCGGUGAAUAACGUGGCCGUUGCGCGAUAUGAGACCUGCAACUUUUGUGGGCAUCAUAAGUGUUUACUACCUGGAAAGCGCUUCUGUCAGGAAUGUUCAUACAAAGGUCGAGAGUGUAAACAGUGUCACCGGCCUCUCCCCGAACGUUUCUUGAGCCGACGCGUAGAACAGUGUGACAGCUGUGUAAGAAAGGAGAGAGAGGUAUGAGGCGAGACGAAACCAGGCCGGGGCAGGGCAAGUUAGGGCGCUGGAGGGUGCUGUGACAACAACAACACUGACGCCAACAGUAUCGAACAAUCUUGAUAUAUUGCAGUUUUUUGCAGAUGAACAGACAAAUAUUGAGUCACUGUUACAUGAUUUCUUAAAGGAGAAAAAGGGUAUGAAAUGGUUCCUAACUUUAAGACUUAAAUUUAUAAAAUAUAAUGAAAGCAAUGAAAGCAUUUUGACUGAACCUGUGUUAAGGAGCACAAAUCAUGUCACCACUAUCGAAUCUCAGUUAGCUGAACAAAUAGCUGAAGCCUACCAGAAGUUGUAUACCUCCAUGCAAGAGUUUCAAGCUGAGGGUAGUGGGUGGAUUCUAGAUGAAAUUGUACAAUUGGAAGUCAAUACAGCUGAGCAUACACCGUUAUCAGCAAGUAGCUACAUUCCUCUCCCCAAAUACCUUGCUGAUACAAAAGCUAUCCUAAACAUUCAUAACGAGGAUAGUAAGUGUUUUAUGUGGUCUGUGUUGGCAGCUCUACACCCGGUCAGACACAAUCCUCAUAGGGUUAGUCACUAUAUUCCACAUGAAUCUGAGUUGGACCUUAGUGAAUUAGAUAUGCCAAUUUCUUUGUCGCAAAUAUCAAGGUUUGAAAAGUUAAAACAGAUUUGCGUUAAUGUUUUUGGGUAUGAAGGAGGUGAGGGCGUAUUCACUUUACGUGUUAGCACAGUUAAAUCUCCCAUCAAUGUUGAUUUACUGCUCAUAGGUCAAAAUGACAAGAGAUUUUUUUGACUGAUUAGAAAUUUCAGCAGAUAAAUGGGGGAUCGAACCAAACAUGAGGGGGCAAGAUUUUAUUGUAGACGAUGUCUUCAUGGCUUUAGCAGAAAGGAUUUGUUAGAUGACCACCUACCUUACUGUUCAAAUUAUUCGAUGCAAAGGAUAAGACUGCCAGAGAAAGAGGAAGAAACAUGGGUAAACUUCAAGAGCAUUCAGAAACAGCUUGAAGUACCUUACAUCAUAUAUGCUGAUUUUGAGUCCAUUACACGUAAAGUGAGUGGUUGUAGUCCACAGCCUGGCACAUCCUACACUUCAUGCUAUCAAAAACAUGUGCCCUCUGGGUUCUGUUACAAAGUUGUCAGUUCUCAUACUCCGUAUAGUAAACCUGCUGUUGUUUAUAGAGGCCCUAAUGUCAUUUCACAUUUCAUUGACUGUUUGCUUAAAGAAGGAAAAGACAUUGGGGAUAAAUUGAAAGUAGUGGAACCAAUGCAGUUAAGUGAAGCCGAUGAGAAAGCAUUUCAAAAGGCAAACAUAUGUCAUAUAUGUUCUAAACCCUUCACUGAGCAAGCAUGGAAAGUCCGCGACCAUGAUCAUUUGGCUCCGGGAUAUAAUUAUCGUGGAGCUGCUCAUCAAAACUGCAAUCUGCAAUAUCAGUUUACAAAAAAGAAGGAGAAGCAAAAUGAAUAUGAUGAUUUUUUCAUUCCUGUAGUAUUUCAUAAUUUGAGAGGUUAUGACAGUCAUCUCCUUCUAAAAUAUUUAGACAGAACACUGAAACAAAAACUUCAAUGUCUGGCAAAUAACAUGGUGAAGUAUAUUUCCUUCUCGGUAGGGAAAUUACGAUUCAUUGAUUCUCUUCAGUUUUUAAAUGCAUCGCUUGAUACAUUAGUUGAAAACCUCCGAGCUGAGGGUACUUCGAAGUUCAAACAACUGAAGCUGGAGUUUCCUAAUGACCAACAGAACAUAUUACUCCUGCGAAUGGGAAUAUAUCCUUAUGAUUUCAUGGACGAUGAAUCAAAAUUUGAUAUGACUCACCUUCCGUCAAAGGAGGACUUUUAUAACAAACUGACAGAUAGUUCUAUAUCAGAGGAUGACUAUUCAUAUGCUCAAAACGUUUGGAAAAUCUUCAAUUUAAAGUCAAUGGGUGAGUACCAUGACUUGUACAUGAAAACAGAUGUAUGUUGCUAGCUGAUGUCUUUCAAAAUUUUAGACAAACCUCCUUAGAAAACUAUCAGUUAGACCCCGCUCAUUAUUAUACAUUGCCGGGCCUUGGGUGGGAUGCCAUGCUGAAAAUGGGGAGUGUACAUCUAGAACUGCUCACUGAUUUAGAUAUGCAUCUCAUGAUUGAGGCAGGUCUGAGAGGGGGUAUUUCCAUGAUUUCCAAAAGGUAUGCUAAGGGGAAUCACCCUGACCUGCAGACCUUCCAGCCUGACAACCCAACGUCCUAUAUCAUGUACUGGGACGCCUAUAAUCUGUACGGUCAUGCUAUGUCCCUAUGUGACUUUGAGUGGAUGAAUUCACAGGACAUAGAGAAGUUAGAUGUACGAAGCAUACCAGCUGAUUCUAAAACUUGCUAUAUUCUGGAAGUUGAUCUCGACUAUCCCAGGGAAUUACCUGAUAGCCACAGUGACCAUCCAUUAGUCCCUGAAUCUAUGUUGAUCAGCAAUGACAUGCUCUCUCCCCAUUCAAAGGAGUUGAGAAAUAAGCUUUGUAUCAAAGGCCAACCAGUAAGAAAAUUAGUUCCAAACUUAAAUGAUAAGACAAAGUAUGUGCUACACUACAGAAAUCUACAGUUUUAUUUAAGUCAGGGUAUGAAGUUAGUCAAAAUCCGGAGAGUCAUUAUGUUUAAACAAUCUCCAUGGCUGAAGCCUUACAUAGACUUCAACACUCAAAAACGCAAGGAUGCUAAAAAUGAAACAGAAAAAGCCUUUUUCAAGUUAAUGAACAACUCUUGUUUUGGAAGAUCGAUGAUGAACGUGAGAAAACAUGUCAAUGUUGAACUUGUGAAUCCUGCUCAACGAUUCAGAAAACUUUGUGCAAAACCAACAUUCGAAGCCUUCAAAAUUUUCAAUGAUGAUCUAGCAGCCGUCCAUCUAAAGAAACCAAGCUUAUUCUUAAACCAACCUCUGAUUGCAGGGUUUUCUAUUUUGGAGAUGUCAAAGAUAGUGAUGUAUGAUUUUGAUAAUAAUUUUAUCAAGCAAAAGUAAGGUGAAAAGGCUCAACUGUGCUUCACAGACACGGAUUCGCUGUGUUAUGAAAUCGAAACAGCUGACAUUUACGCUGACAUGGCAAAUCAUGCUGACUUAUUUGACACCAGCAACUAUGACCCUGUCCAUCCUCUCUACUCUAAAGCAAAUUCCAAAGUUUUGGGGAAAUUCAAAGAUGAAGUAGGUGGUGUAGCCAUUGAGGAGUUUGUUGGCCUGCGUCUAAAAAUGUAUUCCCUAAUGUAUAAGGGAAAGGAAAAGAAAACAGCAAAGGGGGUCGCUAACGCAGUCAUUAAGAAACAGCUGAGGCAUAAAUGUACGAGCAAUGCUUGACUGAGCAUUGUCAAAUGAGGUACAACAUGACUCAGAUUCAAAGCCAAACUCACCAACUCUAUACUGUGACCAUUAAUAAAGUCAGUUUGAGCCCAUUCGAUGACAAACGCUUUGUCCUAGAUGAUGGGGUUCAUACUUUAGCUCAUGGUCACUACAAAACACAGAGGACGUUCAGUUAUUGAUGUGGAACCAUUUCAUACUGUUUUCUCUGUAUAUACUAUUUGUUAUGAGCAGCUUCAAACUUCAUGUAUACAUGUAUAUUUAUUGUGAAUAGUUCCUAAUAAAUUCUCACAUAUCUGUGUAUUAUAGGUACAACUGAACAUUUAGCGGAUGAUAUAAAUGUAACACCUCAUACAAAAUCAAUGUAAAUAGGGGGCUCACUUCUCUUAAACCUGAGCCUCUUGUGUUUGAAUACGCUGAUUUUAUUGAAUAUGUAUUGUUUAACUAAUUCCAGAAUAUUUGUGUUGAGAUGAAUAUGUACCAUACUUAUGUAGCACUAAUUAUUGUAUGCAUUUCAACACACAAUUGGUUUUUGAAAUAAAACUUGAACAUCAA